Messenger RNA from Achroia grisella, 538 nucleotides. RefSeq names its product large ribosomal subunit protein P2 (gene RpLP2). The record is from RefSeq and is a predicted model, not a curated record. NCBI's taxonomy places the organism in Eukaryota, Metazoa, Arthropoda, Insecta, Lepidoptera, Pyralidae. Gene Ontology annotation, cellular component: ribosome; cytosolic large ribosomal subunit. Gene Ontology annotation, biological process: cytoplasmic translational elongation. The transcript has 5 exons. Gene Ontology annotation, molecular function: structural constituent of ribosome. The coding region runs from base 99 to 434 and encodes 111 amino acids.
ACACUGAGCGUGUUUUAAAAAAAUGUCUUCUUUCUCUUGACUUUGUUCUUGAAGAACGUAUCGGCAUAACACGUUUCGUGUCAAAUACGACUUAAAAAAUGCGUUACGUGGCCGCGUAUUUACUGGCUGUGCUGGGUGGGAAGGCGGCCCCAGUCGCCGCUGACGUGGAGAAGAUCCUCAGCUCAGUGGGCAUUGAAGCCGACGCGGAGAAACUUAAGAAAGUUAUUGCCGAGCUCAAUGGCAAGAGUGUGGAGGAGCUGAUCGCGCAGGGUCGUGAGAAGCUGUCUUCGAUGCCUGUGGGUGGUGGAGCACCAGCAGCAGCUGGCGCCGCGCCUGCAGCCGCCGCUGCUGAGGAAAAGAAAGAAGAGAAGGAAACCAAGAAGGAAGAGUCUGAAUCAGAAGAUGAGGACAUGGGCUUCGGUCUCUUCGAUUAAAUGCAUUUUUAAAGUGUACGCGGCAUGCGCGGUUAUUCCAGUUUGGUGUAAGCGUAACCUGACGGCAAUUAUGUUUCUGUGAAAUAUAUUUGCGGAAAAUUUUA